Prorocentrum cordatum is the source of this 193-nucleotide messenger RNA. Lineage: Eukaryota; Dinophyceae; Prorocentrales; Prorocentraceae. The record is from the annotation of a GenBank genome assembly.
GUUCGGCGGCUUCGACGCGGCCGACCGCCAAUUCCCCACACCAUCGUGAAGAUCAGUCCAUCGCGCUGCGGAGACUCCUACGGCUGCAUCGACGUUUUGCGGAUGCCCUUCGGCGAGACGGACAUCCUACGUUUGGUCUGCAGCUACACCAAUUUUCAGAAGUUCGUCUCCAGCAGCGGCCAUGGCCGCAGAG